AUGAAACUUGUAGAAGUAGAAGAUAAAGAGAGAAAUUAUUUUUCAGUAAAGGACAAGCCAACUAAAAAUUAUUUCUUGUGUAUUGUAAGAAAAGCUGGAACUGAAGUUUUAACAAAUAAUUUAUUAGUUGAAUAUGCGAGACAACGACAACCUUCACACAGCAAAAUUGCAAGUAGUUUGUUGAGCGAUAAAGUUUAUUCUUUUCCCUUCAACAUGAGAAAUGGGUCGAAAAGAAAAGCAUUUCCAUAUGAAGAAGAUCUUUCGCUUCGAAGGAGAAAAUUUAAUCUCGCAAUUAAGCAUAAAGAAUGCAGUGAAGUUAAUUAUGGCAAAGAGAGUUUAUUAUUUGGAAAGAAGAGUGCAUGUGAGAAAUUUUCUUAA
Clunio marinus is the source of this 378-nucleotide messenger RNA. The record is from the annotation of a GenBank genome assembly. NCBI's taxonomy places the organism in Eukaryota, Metazoa, Arthropoda, Insecta, Diptera, Chironomidae.